Molecule: messenger RNA, 4038 nt
Organism: Funneliformis mosseae
Lineage: Eukaryota; Fungi; Glomeromycota; Glomeromycetes; Glomerales; Glomeraceae
Source: the annotation of a GenBank genome assembly
AUGAGCGAUAAAGAUCGCUUUGGAAAAAAAGAUUCGCAGGGUCAUAACUCUAACGAAAAUACUACGUCAAGAAAAGAGUCAAGUAAAAAAUCAAAAAAUUCUAUUCUUGUUGAUGGUAGUGGUAGAGAAAAUGGUAAAAGUGACAAGCCAAUUCAAGGCUUAUCACCGGAAACUCAAAAACUUAUUGAAUCAAUAAGAAAUUCAAAUAGUAGUUCUAGCAGUAAAAAGAGUGUUCCCCAUUCUAUGGUAGAAGAUAUUUUAAGGGAAGCUAAAUUGAAGACUUUUCGUGGAUUAGAUAGUAGUAAUCAUGCAACAAAAUCUUCACGUGAGGAAAGUCGUAAGAAUAAUAGUUCAUCAUCAAAUUCUAAUAAUAAAAUGUAUGAAACUGGGGAGUCAAAAAAACAUGCCAAACCAUCUUCAACAAUCGCUGCUUCUAGUAAUUCUACUGGUCAAUAUGAUAAUACUUUAUCAGAGUUGGAUCAUAAUUGUAAAACAUUAAUACAACACCCAAGGCAAGAUUCAGGUUCUUUCAUGGCAGAUGAAUGGAUUGAUGAUAAAUUAAAAAGAAAUAAAGGACAGCAACAAAAAACAGAUAUUACAAAAAAUGCUGAUGUAUUACAAACAAAUCGUUCACAAUCACGGCUAUCAUUACCAACUCGUUUAGCAAGUUUAAUAGGGAUUACUACAAGCGAGUCCAUUAUUGCUGAUUCACAAAAGGAAGAUACCAAAUCUGAUUCAAAUUCCGUUACUUCUAAUACCAUUAUAACAACACAAGUAACUGACAUAAUCGAAAAUGAUUCUUCAAAAAUGAAUAAUGAAGAUUCUUCUGGACGUAUAAAUGAUAGUAAUAAUAAAUCCUCUAAUUCUUCUAAUGAGCAAAAUAAUGCAAAAGAAGGGCCUGGUAUAACAAUCGAUACUACUAUAGGACGCCCUACUCGUAAAGAACAACGUUACAUGGUAAGAUCUCCUGCUUCACCUCGUCUGACUAAGAAAAGAACAGUAUUACGUCGUGCUAAUGCGAGGCUUAUUCAAGCUCCUUCCCCUUCAAAUAAUGCAAAUGAUUAUCAACGUUCCUUAAAGUCUCCUGUUAAAACUGUAGAGAUAUCAAGUGAACUUGAUGAAAUAAAUGCUCAGUUUGAAGAAACUUUAAAUGAGAUGUCAAAGCGAUAUCAAGAUUCAACAGUUGCAAUUGCUGAAAAAUCUCAUUUAUUAAAGAGAAAUCAAGAAUUAUUACAUACACUUGCUUCCAAAGAAGUUGAAGUUGAAUAUCUUAAAAAUGAAUUAUGGGAAGCCGGAAAUAAAAUUCAAAACUAUGAAUCUGAUUUAAAAGAUAUUAUUGAACAACAAGAAGAACCUCUUGCACUUACCCAUGAAGAUUUAAUAAGAAUAGAAAGAGAAAUGGAAGACCAAGAAGUAUUAAUUAGUGGUUAUCAGAAGGAAAAUGAUAAGUUAGUUAGUGAAAUAAAAAGUAUGAAUGAACGAUUAGGGGCUUCGGAUGCAGAACAAGAAAAGCAACAUAAUAAAGUCCAUGAGUUAUAUAGUGAGAUUGAACAUUUGAAGGAAUUGUUGUAUGAGAAAGAAACUCAAGAAACAGUGCCAGAAGGAACUGUAAAACAAAUUGAGGAAAUGAAGAAAGAGAUUGAACGAUUAAAAGAGAAAGAAAAAACUUACGAAAUUAAAGAACUUGCUCUCAAAGAAAUGAAUGAAUUGAAAAAAGAAUUGAGCGAUCUCAGAGAUAGAGAAAGUGAAUAUAUGAUUAAAAUUGAUGAUGUGGAACAUCAAUUGUCCAAGGCGCGUGGAGAAAUCGUUACUGUAUCUCGAGAAAGAACAGAAUCAUUAGAGAAAAUGACAGAAGAAAUGAACAUGAUGAAAUAUACAUAUGAAUCACAAAUUGAGGGCAUUAAAAAGGAAGCAAUUUCGAAGGAAGGACGUGAAAGUCGUUUUCGUAAAUUACAGAGCGCUAUUGAAAAAAUUGAAACAAAAUAUGGUUCAAAUCCAGAAAUCACACAGAUUUGUACUGAUUUACGAAGGACUAAUUUACUUCUUACUAAGAGACGCAAGUCUACUGCUGACGUUUCAAAAUUUAACAAAGAAACAAGUUCACCACGUUCUCCUACCACGAAAACUCUCAAAAGAACCACUUCACAAUCUUCUUUAGGCGGAAUGUCGCGUGCCAGUACCGUUACUCGUACAGUAAGUCCCACACCUUCGGUUUUAUCCAAUAUAAGUGCUUUGAGCGGUAAGGAUGAUCUUCUAGAUUUACAAGAAGAUGAUCUACUUGAUAUUUCUAGCGAAGAAUUUGCUGAAAUGAAAGUUAAACUCAUGAAAUUGGAAGAAGAAAAUAAAUCUUCACAUAAUGCCGAGCGAAAAGAAAAAUAUGAUCAAAAAAUGCGUGAAAUGGAAGAACUUUUAUUGGAACUUCCUGCUGAUUCAACUGAAAACAGUUCCGCAAAUAUCAUUAACAAUCCGCCUCAACCUGUAAUGGCUUCACCAAAUUUAUUAAAGGAGUUGGAUACUAAACAAAAUAUUAUUGAAGAAUUGGUGGAUAAAUUAAAGAGAAAGGAAGAACAAUUAGAAUAUUAUCAAAAUGCUUACCUUGAAAAAACUGAAGAAUGUGAAAAUUAUGUUGAGAAGAUUAAUAACGCAAAUCAAACGGCUGUAAAUGGUGGUGCAGUUGUCAAUACAGGAGACGCUAUUGGAUCUAGUGGGAAUACUCCAAGCCUCGGUAAUUGUAAUGCUAUAAAGUAUAUUAAUGAUGCUUUACCUUUUGAUAAAGAAAUUGGUGAUAUUUCUUCCUUACCUAUAACUAGUGAUAUUAUGGGACUUUUUGGAGAUCUCGAUGACAACCAAGAAAUAUCGGACAUCGAAAAACUUAUUGCUCAACUUGAACGUACUAUUAAGGAAAGGGACAUGCAACUUGAAGCUGCUCAUCAACGAACUACUGACGCCGAAUCUAAACUAUUAGCUAUUACUCGAGAAAAAAUUCAAUGGGGUAGCGGAUACGAUACUACUGUCAAACAACUAAAAACACAAGUUGAGCAUUUGCGAGAGUUAUUACAAAUGGAACGGAAAGAAUCUCGAAGAGCAAAUAUGAAUGAACCAACUUCUGAUAGUGAUACGACAAAACCAUUAUCGAAUGAAUCGAAAAGUGUACCAAUUUCUUCGAAUAAUUCGAAUUUAAUGCCAGCUUCAACAGCUGAAAUUCAAAAACUUCGAAGUCAAAUUGAAUCGCUUACCGCUGAAAAUAUUACAUUAAAAGCUCAAUUGGCUACAUCUGAAGCUGUUCGACAAGCAGUUCAUGAGAAUACAUUGACACUUCUACAACAAUCCACUAAAAAUAGUCUUGCUGCUGAUGAAGAUGUGGCAGGAUUAAGAAAAUUAACGGUGGAAAAAGAGGCAGAAAUCAGUGUUUUGAAAGGAAGAUGCGUUGGUCUAGAAAAUGUUCUUGAACGUCAACGUGAGUUGCUUACACUUGUUGUACCUUCCCUACCAGGUAAUGUAUUCCACGGUACGAAAGAACUCGUAAAUGGAAAGACACGUGAUAUAACAAAACUUGUUGAUAAUGAUGGAAUUGAUUCUAAAGUAAUUGAAGGUUUGAGUGAAACUGCAAAACAACUUAUUCGACAGCUUCAGGAGGAAAAUGUAAUAUUGCGACAAACCAAUAUUGCUCGUCAACAAACAAUAAUUAAAAAGGUUGACAUGGUUUAUAAUGCGCCACCACAAUAUAAACCUCCAUUGGCACAAUUUUCAUCUGAUGUCGCUCCUGCUACAACAGUACAGCUUGAUGCGCUAGCAAAACAAAUUUCCGAGAUUGAAGCACGCUUCAUGAAACGAGAAAAAGAAUUACAGGACAUAAUUGUAGAGACAAAACGUCAAGGUGAAUUGCAACUUGAGAGAUGGAAAGCAAAGUGGGGAGUAUUAAUCGAUAAAAAAAAUUCUGAAAUCAGAGGUUUUAGAAAUGAAUUAGAAGCUUUAAUGAGAUGUUUGGGAAAAUUGGACUCUGUAAAUGUUAAUGGUACUGACGAUGGUGUUAUAUAA